Messenger RNA from Nicrophorus vespilloides, 1521 nucleotides. RefSeq names its product intracellular protein transport protein uso1-like. The record is from RefSeq and is a predicted model, not a curated record. The coding region runs from base 83 to 1429 and encodes 448 amino acids. The transcript is spliced from 8 exons. NCBI's taxonomy places the organism in Eukaryota, Metazoa, Arthropoda, Insecta, Coleoptera, Silphidae.
AAACAAAAACAAGUCUAAAAACGAACAUAACCUUUUGAUGGAUGAACGCAACGUAAAUAACUACAUAAAUAAGUUGUGAAAAAUGUCGUAUGAUACUAACGUUGUUUACGACCAGUGCCAUAGCAUCAGCGUAUCUUUCAAUGGACUUAACGUCAUUAAUAAAAAUGUACAAAUUCGAAUGUCGAGGGGCUUUCUCAACAACCUGACGAUUAAACUAUCAGAAAUGGAUAACUACAGCUUCAAUUAUUCUUGCACGAUUGAUCCAGGAUCAUUCCAAAGGAUGAGGGCAGAGCAAUUCCUCGAGAUUAACUUUGAUGAGCUCCAAUCGCAAAUGAUUGAUCUCUUGCACGAAAUACAAAACGAACAGAUGUUCUUGAAGCUGGAAGCGGAAAGCAACAAGUGCAGAAUGGUCUUCUAUGAAAAAUCGAGAUUGAAAUCUCUGAUUUUUCUGGUAAUUGAUUUGUCUUUAACAGAUCAGAGGGAGAUCAUCGAAGAAAUGACAAAAAGUAUUGCCACUCUUAAAGAGGAAAAUCGUAAUUGCAAUUAUCGCCUAUCUGCGAUUCGCAAUCAGUUGCAAGAAAAGGAAACCCUGCUAGGGGCUACAGUGUCAACAAGUAAAAUCUUUGAAAAUCGUGUUAAAAAGGAUAUGCAAAUGCUGGAAAACGUGUUUUGCACAACAUUGCAUAAGCUGGAGAGAACGAUUGGGGAGAAAUUGAACAGACUGAGUUUGAAGCAGGUGAAGUUGCUGGGAGAUGUGGAAAGCGUGAAGAACGAUAACAGAUUGAAAUGCGAGUCGAGCGUCAGAUUGGUGAAUUCUUUGCACUCGCUGAGGUUGGAAAACGAGCGACAUUUGAAGAUGGUCGACGAACUGAAGCUGGAGGUAAAUCACUUGAACAUACUGAGAAGGAAUUGCGAAGAUAAAUGCGCCACAUUGCAACGAUCUCUUGAGAGCAAGAACCACGAUAUGCAAGAUUGCAAAGGACAGAUCUCGGAGCUGAAAAAGGAUUUGCAAGAUGCUACGAUGAUCAUCGCGCAAAAGUCGAAAACGCACGAUGAAAUUGCCAAAGAUCUCGUCCAAGCCAAUUCGAUGUUAGUCAACUUCAACAAUCAAUGCGAUACUCUUUCAAAAGAGUUGGAUGAAUCGAGGGAAGUCAUACAAUUGAAGGAUCGAAGCAUCAAAGAAAUUAAUAUUAAAGCGCACAGAAUGCAGGAGGAGUUCGACGUUUAUAGGACUAAAUAUAAUGUUGAGGAGUUUGCUAAAUUGCAGCAGGAAUUGUGUUUAGCAAAGCAGAAGGUGAAUGAUCUUGAGAAGCACAAUAAGGAAACUAUUAAAUUGAAUGGUUUGCUGACAAGAAAACUGUCUUCUGGAGAUGUUUCUCAGCCAGCUCGAAAUGCAUGGUUACCGCCCAGCCAAAGAAGCAAUUAUUAAAUAUAUUGUAUUUGUAAGUUCAUAUGCAGAUCGAAUAUUGUGAUAUCUUUAAUUGUUGAUGAUGAGAUGUUUGUAUUUUUAUAUUUAUAUAU